Messenger RNA from Eupeodes corollae, 9271 nucleotides. It is a transcript of the gene yl, whose product is annotated as putative vitellogenin receptor. Gene Ontology annotation, molecular function: calcium ion binding; protein binding. Lineage: Eukaryota; Metazoa; Arthropoda; Insecta; Diptera; Syrphidae. The record is from RefSeq and is a predicted model, not a curated record. The transcript has 15 exons. The coding region runs from base 80 to 9058 and encodes 2992 amino acids.
UAUUUCAAUGUUAAUUUAUUGUCUUGGAUUUAUUUAAACAAUUUUGUUUGUUUUGUUUGUUAAACCAAAACCAACCAAAAUGGCUAAGAUCCACUUUCUGAUUGUGGUCUUGAUAAUUGCGUCAAUGUGGCACCUUCAUCAAGUCGAAUCGAUUCAAUUCUGUGAGGAAGGUGAAUUUGAGUGCAAGGACGGAUCAUGUAUUGCAUCGGAUAAAGUUUGUGACUCCCACAGAGAUUGCACAGAUAACUCCGAUGAGAAAGAUUGUGUUAUUAGUUGCAAAUUAGAGCAGAAUCUAUUUCUCUGUCAUGACAAUGGUACCUGCAUUGAUUUGGAUAAGGUUUGCGAUGGAAAAUUAGACUGUCAUGAUCAAAGUGAUGAAAAUGGCAAAUGUAAAGAUGUCACUUCGAAUUGCGAAUCCAAACGGUGUCCUCAGGAAAGUACAUGCCAUUUGCUUCCAACUGGGCCAGAAUGCGUUUGUCCAAUGGGCUAUCAAUUUAACAGUGUCAGGAAUGUGUGUGAAGAUAUAAACGAAUGUGAAACAUAUGGAAUUUGUAGUCAAGGUUGCAUUAACAAGGAAGGUUCUUACAUGUGUUAUUGUGAAGACAAGUACAAGCUCAAGUCAGAUAAUAAGACCUGCGUGGUAAAGAGCGGUGAGCCCUUGCUUUUGUAUACAACGCAGAAAACCGUUGUAGGGAUGUAUUUGAGAACUCGUCAUCUCUAUACGGUGGCUAGUAACCUGAGUUUGGUAGUCGGAGUGGCGUACGAUGGACAAAAUGUCUACUGGACGAAUAUUCACCAUGAGUCCGAAAGCAUAGUUAAGGCCCGUGAAGAUGGUUCAAAGCAGGAAACUCUACUCACUUCGGGAUUGGACGCCCCUGAGGAUUUGGCUGUUGAUUGGUUAACUGGAAAUAUCUAUUUCUCUGACAAUGUACUGCGGCACAUAGCUGUGUGCUCUAAUAAUGGCCACUAUUGUAUGCCGUUGGUUGUGAUUGAUGUGCAUCAGCCACGUGGAAUCGCAUUGUGGCCCCAAAAAGGCCUCAUGUAUUGGACCGAUUGGGGAAUAAGACCAAUGAUUGCUAGGGCUUCUAUGGAUGGUUCAGAUCCUGUGGCUCUUGUCAAAUCGGACAUUCACUGGCCUAAUGGAGUCACUCUAGACAUCCCGAACGAACGGUUCUACUGGGUCGAUGCUAAGUUGAUGACCAUCGAGAGUGCUAAGAUGGACGGAUCAGACCGAAGAUUGGUGCUGUCGGAUAUUCUCAAACAUCCAUACGGUAUUGCUGUGUUUGAAGACAAUUUGUAUUGGUCUGAUUGGGACACAAGGAGCGUUCACACCUGUCACAAGUUCACUGGCAAGGGCCAUGAAGUCUUAGCCAAGGAUAGUCGAAUAUAUGCAGUCCAUGUUUAUCAUACUGCCAGCCAGCCGAAAGUUAACCAUCCGUGUAAGGAUAGCCGUUGCUCGCAUUUGUGUCUUUUAGCAUCCAACAACACCGCGACCUGUGGCUGUCCUGAUGGAAUGUCUCUGGCAAUAGAUCGAACCCGUUGCACCAAAACAAUGAAAAAGCAGAAAUUGUUUGUGGGUAUGAAGAACAUUAUUCUGGAAAUGGAACACACCACCUUUGGCAGGCACAAGAUUAUCGAGGAGUAUACGCUGCCCCUGUUUAUUCAUCAAAUGGCCUACAAUACAGUUAACGGUACUUUGCUCAUUGCCGACACAAUCCAAAAAAUAAUUGCUGAAUACGAUACAGUGUCUAAGGAAUUGAGAACACUAAUUCGUGGAAACAUGGGAAAUAUCACUGGAAUGGCUUUUGAUCAAUUGGCACAAAAUCUGUAUUGGACCGAUUCAGAAAGACACACCGUAGAAACUUAUUCAAUGAGAAUGAGACAGCGGGCAAUUGUCCACUUUUUCUCCGGAGUUGAUGUUCCAAUUGGAAUUGGACUCUUGCCUGAUGAAGGGAAAAUGUUCAUCGCCUUAAAGUCAUCUACAAGCAUCCAUAUUGAUCUAAAAACUCUUGGUGGCCACGGUGAUCACACUCACGUGUUCGAGGAAAUUAUCGGAAUGGGUGCAAUUCAAAUAGUCCCUGACUAUGAAACUCACACUCUCUAUUGGGUCGACACUGAUGGGGGAAAAAUUGAGUUCUCAAUGCUCAAGGAAUUGCACAGUUUUACGUUGCGAACUCGACUCGGUCAACCCAUUUCGAUGGCUCUAGUUGACGAUAACAUCUUUUGGACAACUUUGAGAUCAUCAAACCUCUAUUGGACGCACAAAAGUAACCUGGGAUCAGUGAAGAAAUUCCAGUUGGAGGUUUCGAGUAUGAAAAUGGUUGAUAAGAUUCAACUAGUAUCGAGCCAGCAACAAACGAUCUUUGAUCAUCCCUGCUUACAUCACAAUGGCGGAUGUUCACACGUUUGUGUGUCGGCGGGAAAGAACGCACUGGAAUGCUUGUGCCCCUCGGAAUAUGUGUUCAAGGACUUGUUCAAUCAAACCUGUAUUGAAGCUCUGGACUGUGAGUUCCGUUGCAAGUCGGGCGAGUGUUUGACCAGUUCCAGACGAUGUAAUGGCCACAGAGAUUGCCCCGAUGGCUCAGAUGAGGAAUCGUGCGAUUUAAAGAAGAAAAAGGAGCAUGUUAUCUGCGCAUUCGAUGAAUUCAUGUGUCAUGACUCUCGGCAAUGUGUGCUAAAUGAGGUUCGAUGCAACAAGCACAGGGACUGUAAGGACGGCAGCGACGAAGAGCACUGUGAAGGCUUCGAUGAAGAAAAGAAAUGCCACGCCCAUCAAUUUGGCUGUAAGAACGGUCGCUGUAUUGAUUUGAGUAGCAUUUGCAAUGGCUUCGAUGACUGUGGCGAUAGGUCGGAUGAAACUCAAUGUAAAAAAACAGAUGAUGAAGGAGCUAAACCAGCGUGUGGCAGUAACAUGUUCCAAUGUGCGUCUGGCACGUGCAUUUCUAAGAGCUGGGAGUGUGACGGUCAUGUGGACUGCGUUGACGGAUCUGACGAACAUAUUAAUUGCACUGUCAAGACUUGUACCAAUGGAAUGUAUAAGUGCAACAUCGGUUAUUGCAUUGAUGAAAAACUUGUAUGUGAUGGCCACAACGAUUGCGGUGAUAAAUCCGAUGAGCUAAAUUGUGUGCACGAUAAGGUGAAGAUUAUGUUCGCUGGUGAUAUUGAUGAGUUUGACGUAUCAAAACAACCAAAGCAGUUGGUGUUUAAAGAUGAAGAUUUCAACCGAUCAUUUCAAAUUGAUCUCGAGAAACAGGAGGUCUCCGAAAUCAUUGUACCAAAUAGCCCUACGACAAAAGUGACUGUCGAUUGGCUAACAGGAAAUGUCAACAUCUACAAUCGAUUGAAUAACUACAAAAUAAGGGUUGGAAUCAAAUUUUCGCAAACCCAAAACCUUCAAAAUCCAAAAUCUAUUAAAAAUAAACUUCAAAAAGAACUAAAUUCCAAACAACCAAAAUCAACAAAAAUCCACAUAAACAUGAAUACCAAAAAACAAAGAUCUCGAAAACCCCCAAUAUCAAUAAAUAGAAAUCCUGAAAUGGCUAAGAUCCACUUUCUGAUGGUGGUCUUGAUAAUUGCAUCAAUGUGUCAUCCUCAUCAAGUGGAAUCGAUCCAAUUCUGUGAGGAAGGUGAAUUUGAGUGCAAGGACGGAUCAUGUGUUCCAUCGGAUAAAGUUUGUGACUCCCACAGAGAUUGCACCGAUAACUCCGAUGAGAGAGAUUGUGAUUUUAAACUAUGUCGAAAACCGAAUUACUAUCAGUGUUCCGAUGAAAAAACAUGCAUACCCUCGUCAUACGUUUGCAACGGUGACGAAAAUUGUCCAGAUGGCGGAGAUGAGAGGGAAUGUGCUGGAGGCAGUUCGAGUUCGUCACUGAUGGCCAAUUGCACUGAUACGGAGUACACGUGCGAGGACAGAAGCUGUGUUCCGUUGCAUUUUAUGUGCGAUGGGAAGAAUGAUUGCCACGAUGGGUCGGACGAGAAAGCCGGUUGCUUAAGGGCAGAAAAUGAGUGUCCGGGUUAUUUUUGCCAUAAUCGAAAAUGCUUAGAGAGUCAUCUGUGGGUGUGCGAUGGAAUUGAUGAUUGUGGAGAUGGCAGUGAUGAAAAGGGAUGCGUAUGGAACUGCAAAUUGGAACACAAUCUGUUUCUCUGUCAUGACAAUGAUACCUGCAUUGAUUUGGAUAAGGUUUGCGAUGGAAAAUUCGACUGUCAUGAUCAAAGUGAUGAGAAUGGCAAAUGUAAAGAUGUCACUUCGAAUUGCGAAUCCAAACGGUGUCCUCAGGAGAGUACAUGCCAUUUGCUUCCAACUGGGCCAGAAUGCGUUUGUCCAAUGGGCUAUCAAUUUAACAGUGUCAGGAAUGUGUGUGAAGAUAUAAACGAAUGUGAAACAUAUGGAAUUUGUAGUCAAGGUUGCAUUAACAAGGAAGGUUCUUACAUGUGUUAUUGUGAAGACAAGUAUAAGCUCAAGUCAGAUAAUAAGACCUGCGUGGUAAAGAGCGGUGAGCCCUUGCUUUUGUAUACAACACAGAAAACCGUUGUAGGCAUGUAUUUGAGAACUCGUCAUCUCUAUACGGUGGCUAGUAACCUAAGUUUGGUAGUUGGAGUGGCGUACGAUGGACAAAAUGUCUACUGGACGAAUAUUCACCAUGAGUCCGAAAGCAUAGUUAAGGCCCGUGAAGAUGGUUCAAAGCAGGAAACUCUACUCACUUCGGGAUUGGACGCCCCUGAGGAUUUGGCUGUUGAUUGGUUAACUGGAAAUAUCUACUUCUCUGACAAUGUACUGCGGCACAUAGCUGUGUGCUCGAAUAAUGGCCACUAUUGUAUGCCGUUGGUUGUGAUCGACGUGCAUCAGCCACGUGGAAUCGCCUUGUGGCCCCAAAAAGGCCUCAUGUAUUGGACCGAUUGGGGAAUGAGACCAAUGAUUGCUAGGGCUUCUAUGGAUGGUUCAGAUCCUGUGGCUCUUGUCAAAUCGGACAUUCACUGGCCUAAUGGAGUCACUCUAGACAUCCCGAACGAACGGUUCUACUGGGUCGAUGCUAAGUUGAUGACCAUCGAGAGUGCUAAGAUGGACGGAUCAGACCGAAGAUUGGUGCUGUCGGAUAUUCUCAAACAUCCAUACGGUAUUGCUGUGUUUGAAGACAAUUUGUAUUGGUCCGAUUGGGGUACAAAGAGCGUCCACACCUGUCACAAGUUCACUGGCAAGGGCCAUGAAGUCUUAGCCAAGGAUCGCCGGAUUUAUGCAGUCCAUGUUUAUCAUUCUGCCAGCCAGCCGAAAGUUGACCAUCCAUGUAAGGAUAGCCGUUGCUCGCACUUGUGUCUUUUAGCAUCCAACAACACCGCGACCUGUGGCUGUCCUGAUGGAAUGUCUCUGGGAAUAGAUCGAACCCGUUGCACCAAAACAAUGAAAAAACAGAAAUUGUUUGUGGGUAUGAAGAACAUUAUUCUGGAAAUGGAACACACCACCUUCGGCAGGCACAAGAUUAUCGAGGAGUAUACGCUGCCCCUGUUUAUUCAUCAAAUGGCCUACAAUACAGUUAACGGUACUUUGCUCAUUGCUGACACAAUCCAAAAGAUAAUUGCUGAAUACGAUACAGUGUCUAAGGAAUUGAGAACACUAAUUCGUGGAAACAUGGGAAAUAUCACUGGAAUGGCUUUUGAUCAAUUGGCACAAAAUCUGUAUUGGACCGAUUCAGAAAGACACACCGUAGAAACUUAUUCAAUGAGAAUGAGACAACGAGCAAUUGUCCACUUUUUCUCCGGAGUUGAUGUUCCAAUUGGAAUUGGACUCUUGCCUGAUGAAGGGAAAAUGUUUAUCGCCUUAAAGUCAUCUACAAGCAUCCAUAUUGAUCUAAAAACUCUUGGUGGCCACGGUGAUCACACUCACGUGUUCGAGGAUAUUAUCGGGAUGGGUGCAAUUCAAAUAGUCCCUGACUAUGAAACUCACACUCUCUAUUGGGUCGACACUGAUGGCGGAAAAAUUGAGUUCUCAAUGCUCAAGGAAUUGCACAGUUUUCCGUUGCGAACUCGACUUGGUCAACCCAUUUCGAUGGCUUUGGUUGACGAUGACAUCUUUUGGACAACUUUCAGAUCAUCGAACCUCUAUUGGACGCACAAAAGUAACCUGGGAUCGGUGAAGAAGUUCCAGUUGGAGGUUUCGAGUAUGAAAAUGGUUGAUAAGAUUCAACUACUAUCGAGCCAGCAACAAACGAUCUUUGAUCAUCCCUGCUUACAUGACAAUGGCGGAUGUUCACACGUUUGUGUGUCAGCAGGAAGGAACGCACUGGAAUGUUUGUGCCCCUCGGGCUAUGUGUUCAAGGACUUGUUUAAUCAAACCUGCAUUGAAGCUCUAGACUGUGAGUUCCGUUGCAAGUCAGGCGAGUGUUUGACCAAUUCCAGACGAUGCAAUGGCCACAGAGAUUGUCCCGAUGGUUCAGAUGAGGAAUCCUGCGAUUUAAAGAAGAAGAAGGAGCAUGUUAUCUGCGCAUUCGAUGAGUUCAUGUGCCAUGACUCUCGGCAAUGUGUGCUAAAUGAGGUUCGAUGCAACAAGCACAGGGACUGUAAGGACGGCAGCGACGAAGAGCACUGUGAAGGCUUCGAUGAAGAAAAGAAAUGCCACGCCCAUCAAUUUGGCUGUAACAACGGUCGCUGUAUUGAUUUGAGUAGCAUCUGUGAUGGCUUCGAUGACUGUGGCGAUAGGUCGGAUGAAACUCAAUGUAAAAAAACAGAUGAUGAAGGAGCUAAACCAGCGUGUGGCAGUGACAUGUUCCAAUGUGCGUCUGGUACGUGCAUUUCUAAGAGCUGGGAGUGUGACGGUCGUGUGGACUGCGUUGAUGGAUCUGACGAACAUUUUAAGUGCACUGUGAAGACUUGUGCGAAGGGCAUGCACAAGUGCAACAUCGGCCAGUGUAUUGACGAGAAGCUGGUGUGUGAUGGCCACAACGAUUGCGGUGAUAACUCUGAUGAACUUAUUUGCGUGGACGAUAAGCCAAAGAUUGCUUGCGGAGGUGAUGAUGACGAUUUUGAUGGUCUGGGAAAAUCGAAGAAGUUCCAAUGCCCAUCGGAUCCAAUGAUUUGUUUGGACAUGAAGGCCAAAUGCAAUGGAAUCGCAGAGUGUCCGAGGGGUGAAGAUGAAGUCGGAUGCCAUGGAUGCAGUGUGAAUGAGUUCCAGUGCAAGUCAACCUUGGAAUGCAUUCGCAAUGAGUUCCAUUGCGAUGGCGACAAGGACUGUCGCGAUGGAAGCGAUGAGCUGAAUUGUGGUCGGUAUAAUUCAAGCACUCACUCGCAAUUUGUGAAGGCCUGCGAGGCAGGUAUGUUUGACUGCAAAGAUGGAACGUGCAUCGAUGAGUCACGCAUGUGCGAUGGCAAGGAUGACUGCGAGGAUGGCCAGGAUGAAACAAAUAUCUGCAAAACUGCCUGCGGGAAAGGAACGUGUGAUCAUAAAUGUCGCCCAACCCCAUUCGGUGCUAGAUGUAGCUGUUUCGAUGGCUAUAAGUUGGGUGCAGACCAAAAGAAAUGCGUUGACGUGAACGAGUGCGUUGAAGGUCCAAAUCCGUGUGCACAACUCUGUGAGAAUACAAAUGGAGGCUACCGUUGUACUUGCUACAGUGGGUUCAUGCUGACUCCCGACAAAGUGAGCUGCAAGUCCAUUGACAGCCGGCAUUCCCUAUACUUCACAACUCACAAUGAAAUUCGUAGCCUGAGCGAGUCCCCGAUAACUUUGAAGGUUGUGUGGUCGGUGAACGACACAAAGAUAUCUGGCCUUGAUGUCGAUAUUGAAAGGAAGAGGUUGUUCUACACCACCGAGGAUGGCAAUGGCUUGUUCCAAUUUGACAUCGAGAAGAAGGAGGUUUCUCAGGGCCUUGUUGUGGAGAGCCCCACGAAGGUAGCCGUUGAUUGGAUAACGGGGAACGUCUACGUGGUCAGUAGAAUGAAUACCUACAGAAUAAAGGUGUGCAACUUUGGACAGAAAGUAUGCGCUGAUAUUAUCAAACUCCCACCAACCGAGGUUGUCCGUUCAAUUGCUGUUGACGCCGUAGGUAGGAAACUAUUCUACGCCUCCGUUUUGGCACAGGGUUUUAGGGCUCCACAGACGCACAUUUGCAUCGCCGGACUGGAUGGAUCGAAGCAUGCAAUCAUAGCUACAAAGCAAGCCUUGGUAACGGCUCUUGAAGUUGACACUUACAAACAGGAGUUGUACUUUGUAGAUGCUCAUUCGAGGACUUUGCAGUCGUUGAGCUAUCGCCGAGGCAAUGAUCGAGCUAUCAAGACCGUUGUUCGCAAGGAAAAUGCAAUCAUCCAUCCAUCAGCCUUGAGUAUCCACGAAAAUAUCGCCUUCAUUGUGAACACUGGAGCCAAAGAAGCCGUCCGCUGUCGUCUCUAUGGCAAUGCAUCUUGCCAAGCCUUCUAUCUGAACGUGUUUAAUGCUGAGGACAUCGUUGUGGAUAGUUCGUCCCGUCAGAAAUUGGUAAAAAAUAUUUGUGAUCACAAAAGAUGCUCGGGACUUUGUGUCCAGGGUCCAUUCGGAUACGAAUGUAUGUGUCAAGAUGGCUCCAUUGUCGAUGAAUACUUCAAAUGCAGUAAAAUUAACUCCAACGAAAUCUCAUCGGGCCUGUUUUCUUCAGAAGAGGAUAAAGAAGCUUCUACGGCUUCUACGGCUGCUAUUGUUUGGUACACUUUGCUGGGAAUUCUUGUCAUUGCUGGCAUCGUCGCUGGGUACUUGUAUUAUGCAAAGAACAAUCAAGGACACCGCAAUUUCAAUAUCAACAUGCAUUUCCAGAAUCCAUUGUCACGUUUCCAAAACUCUGGAUCAACGCAAGGAGGAGGAACAACCGGCUAUAGCGCCGGGGAGGAAAAACUUCAAUUUAACCUACCUAUUCCGAGAUUAUUACGCAGCUCGAAAGGGUCCGAACUCGUCUUGGACACGAAAAGAGAGGCGGAAAACGUCAACUCGCCUAGGACUGCCGGAAGAUCAUCCACGAGUCUACUACUGGAAGAACCCGAUGUUGAUAACUCCGGAAGUUUGGCAAAUUUCGACGAUGAUCAACGAGCACGUUUAGUUCCGUAAAGAAAUAUUAUAAUUAUAGUUAAAUAUUUAUGUAGAUAUUAUUUAGCUGUUCGAUUUAAAUGUUUUCUUGAAAGGUAAAUGUUGAGAUUAAAUUUUGAAACUUUGGCUUUUCUAUUUGUCAAUAAAUUUGUAAAAUAAUUUGUGGUAAGAUUUUUGUGGUUAAAUGUUGAAAAGAUACAAUAAAUUUAGUUCUGUGAACGAUAAAAUAAAAGA